Molecule: messenger RNA, 2396 nt
Organism: Scomber scombrus (Atlantic mackerel)
Lineage: Eukaryota; Metazoa; Chordata; Actinopteri; Scombriformes; Scombridae
Gene: eif2a
Product: eukaryotic translation initiation factor 2A
Exons: 16
Coding region: 33-1775 (580 amino acids)
Biological process (GO): translational initiation
Cellular component (GO): cytosolic small ribosomal subunit
Molecular function (GO): mRNA binding; translation initiation factor activity; ribosome binding
Source: RefSeq, a predicted model, not a curated record
CAACUGGACUCCUUCUUCCUACACACGUAAACAUGGCGCCCCCCAUCCCGCUGUUAGCAGUGCGAGCAUCAGACGGUACGUCUCUGCUCUGUGGACCUCCCAACUGUGAUCAGCACUCUGCUUUCCAGAGGGACUCUCGGGUCAGCAGGUCUGUAACCUUCAGCAGAGAUGGGACGCUGUUCGGCUGGUGUAACGGACAGAGCGUUUCCGUGGUGAAAUGCUCAGAUGGCUCCGUCGUGUCGACCUUUGACCUCCCAAAGACGGCUCUGCUGGACUUCUCUCCUCUCAGCAGCGUUCUGGUCACCUGGCAACCGUACUCCAAGACUCAGGACUCUCCUCAGGGUGACGCUAACCUCCAGCUGUGGGAGCUUUCCAGCGGCCGUCUGAUUAAAUCUUUGUACCAGAAGAAAGUCGACAACUGGUGUCCCAGCUGGUCUGAAGACGAGGAGAUCGCUGUGAGGAGCGUAAACAACGAGCUGCACUUCUUCGAGAAAAAUGACUUCAACACCAUCGCCAACAAGCUCCACAUGCAGAAGGUGUCGGACUUCUCGUUGUCACCCGGAGGUCAGCCCAGCAAGGUUGCCGUCUACGUGCCGGGCAGUAAAGGAGCGCCGUCGUUCGUCCGUCUGUAUCAGUACCCGGUGCUGGGCGGGCCCACCGCCGCACUCGCCAACAAGAGCUUCUUUAAGGCCGACAGAGUCACGAUGCAGUGGAACAAGAAAGCCUCGGCAGUGGUGGUGACAGCGAGCACCGAGGUCGAUAAAACCGGAGCUUCUUAUUACGGCGAGCAGACGCUGCAUUACCUGGCUGUUAAUGGAGAGACAUCUGUGGUUCAACUGUUGAAGAACGGUCCGAUCUACGAUGUGUCGUGGAGUCCGAACUCUGCAGAGUUCUGCGUUGUUUACGGCUUCAUGCCGGCCAAGGCAACCAUCUUUAACCUCAAAUGUGACCCGGUGUUCGACUUCGGGACCGGACCACGAAACGCUGCCUACUACAGUCCUACGGGUCACAUCCUGGUGCUGGCCGGCUUCGGGAACCUGCGAGGUCAGAUGGAGGUUUGGGACACGAAGAAGUACAAACAGGUUUCUAAACCUCAGGCUCCGGACGCCACACACUUCUCCUGGUGCCCCGACGGCGAGCACGUCGUCACGGCGACGUGUUCGCCCCGGCUGCGGGUCAGCAACGGUUAUAAGAUCUGGCACUACACCGGCUCCGUGCUGCACAAGUGGGACGUGGCGCAGGGCUCGGAGCUGUGGGAGGUGCGCUGGCAGCCGUUCCCUGAAGGCAGCUUCCCGGAGCGCAGCGUCAAGUACCAGGCGGCUCCCAGCGAGCUCGGCAGCACGCAGGCAGCGCCGACCCAGGCCUACCGCCCCCCCGCCCUCAGACACCUGCCCGCCACACCCAGCACCAAACUGCAUGAAGAAGAACCGCCGCAGAACAUGAGAACCGGAACCGCCGCAGAGAAGAACGUCUCCAAGACGGCUCUGAAGAACCAGAGGAAGAGAGAGGCCAAGAAGGCUGCUAAACAGGAGACGAAGGCGGACCCCGAGCCUCCCUCUGACUCCGCCCCCGUCAGAAACAACCAAUCAGAGCCGACCUGCGGCGACCCGGAAACAGACAAGAAGAUAAAGAACGUAAAGAAGAAGCUGAAGGCCAUCGAGGAGCUGAAGGAGCAGGAGAAGUCUGGAAAAGUCCUGCAGAAAAACCAGCUGGAGAAGGUCCAGAAGGAGGAGCAGCUGCUGAAGGAGCUGGAGGAGCUGCAGUUAGGACAGUAGGAGGAAGAAGAGGAGGAGGAAGAGUGACGGGCCACGCCUCCAAAUCUCACCACACACACACACACACACACACACACACACACACACACAGCAGCUCGGGGUGUGUGUUAGAAACACUGAGGACUUUUUUGUUGCACUUAAACAGAUUGAAGGUUUGACCUGCGUCUGAACGCUAACAUGUUUUCUCCUCACCUGUCAAUCACCUGGGAGGGGGAGGGGUUUAUCUGAGGGGCGUGGCCACAGCGAGAACCUGAUUGGAUGUUUAGUUUUUCUGUUUUCAUUUCAUUUUGACUGAAAACAUCAAAUUCAUUUCUUCCUUUUGUCCCUUUUUUGAGAAUGUCACAAAGCAUUCUGGGAAAUGUAGUCCAGAGGAAGCCGAGCGAGGUCGCUGGAUUCACAGACAGGAAACAGGAAAUGAUCUAAAUGCUGGAUCUUCCCUUUAACUGUGAUCAGCUGAUUCUGCUCCGACAUCAAAUUGAAAUCAGUCCAUUGAAGCCCUGUUGCUAUGCAACAUCUGUACAGAUGCUGAAGCCUUUGACAGUGUUACUUUCAGAAUAAAAGCCUCAUUGCCAUGCUUCACUGCUUUCUGAUGAAAACUAAUAAACUUUGUUUGUGAUCCAA